Molecule: messenger RNA, 3737 nt
Organism: Colletotrichum destructivum
Lineage: Eukaryota; Fungi; Ascomycota; Sordariomycetes; Glomerellales; Glomerellaceae
Product: Putative Zinc finger, RING-type, IBR domain, Zinc finger, RING/FYVE/PHD-type, TRIAD
Exons: 2
Coding region: 1284-3359 (691 amino acids)
Biological process (GO): proteasome-mediated ubiquitin-dependent protein catabolic process; protein linear polyubiquitination
Cellular component (GO): ubiquitin ligase complex
Molecular function (GO): ubiquitin binding; zinc ion binding; ubiquitin-protein transferase activity
Source: RefSeq, a predicted model, not a curated record
GCAGUCCAGCCAGUCCAGUCCCGUCCAAGUCCAGUCCCGUCCCGCCCAAGUCAGCGCCGAACCAACUCCAGGUCAGGUCCCGCUCUCACCCGACUCUUCCUUGGAAUUUCAGGAAUCAAGAGUGCAAUAACAAGAAAGAAGAAUAAGAAAGACAAGGACGAGGGACAAGGGGAAAGGGGAAAGGCACCACCCGCUCCAUCCACCUUUCCGCAUUCCAACUGUUUCUCUUUGCCACACACACACAUUCUCUCUCUCCCUCUCUCCGUAUUUGACGUUGUCAUCUGUCUCCGUCCCUUCCCGCCUCUCGUCCACCAAGUCCUUAGCUGGAACCAGCCUCGACCCGUUCGGCCCUUGUCUCCAAGACGUUAGGACCGGGACGUUGCCAUUCCACCGCCUUGCAGCCAAAGAGCCGAACCCGCAACUCCUCCAUACACCCUACUGUUCCUACCUACAUACCGCACGCACACUACGGACACCCAACACUUCAUUGCCUCCUCCUCUUCCUCCUCCGUCCUUCCUCUCCCCUCCCCACCCCGUCCUAGCCUGUAGCCCCCUCGUCACUCGAGAGGUCUCCAAGAAUCUCUAAGAACGACGCUUUCGCCUUACUGUCAACCACGUUUUGACUCGACCGCCCCUCCGACUGUGCGACGCUCAGCUAACCAUCCCUCCCUCUCAAAAACUUUCCAUCAUUCUCCCAAUCCGUCGAGGCACAACCAAUCUGUGGCCCGGGCACGCUACCUAUUCGCUUCUCUACUUCCACGCCUAAAACCAAAAAAAGGGAAGGGAAAGGAGACAUAGCGACUACCGCGGCGCGCGCUACAGACUGCCUAACCUAAGUAAUUGCAGAGCCGCCCCCCCCCCCCCCCCCCCCCCGAGUACUUCCUCACUACGCCUCCUACUGCUUUCCGUCGGGCCUCCUCCUUGCCCUCGAACCACCGUUCAGAAACCUUGGACCUCUCCCCCCCCCCCGUCCUAUCAUUGCCGCUGUCCACUUCAACUGCUCGACAAACCUUGCGGCCGCCCUACCUCGUGGGUUCAUCCUUUCUCCGGCUUCACUCGAUCCGUUCGAUGUCAAGCCAGUACCUGCGACCUCCGUUUCAACCCCUCUGCGCAUUAAUCGACAACUAAUCGUACGACCUUCACCUGCCUGACUGGCCGGCGAGGUUUGGUGAGCUUUCCAACGUACUGGAUCGAACCACGAUGCCUCUUCUCGCGCCGCCCUGACUUGAUCAUUCUUUUUCCUGUUCUUUCUUUCUCUUUCUCUUCCGACCCCCCUGCCCGCCAUGGCUUCGCUCGCCGGCCAGACGAGCUCGACGCCUGAAAUGGCCCCUUCAACGAGUGCACUGCCAUCACCCGAAGACGACGAGGCAGAAUACCUCGCCCAGGUCCUGUGCACUCCGUCGUCGCAAAGGUCAGAAGCCGCUAUCGAGGAGGAGUUGGUCGCAAGAGCAAAUGCACUGGGUAUCUCCAUGUCGAGAUUGUCACCCGAGAAGCGCAACACCUCGAGCGCCGAAUCCCAGACUUCCACCAUCGCGACACAGCAUGUCCGUUCCUUCUCGACCGCCUCGCGCGACUCCGCCAGUACCACCCUCACCUCUCACCCGUCUCUGCACGCAAUACCCAUCGCCGCCGAUGCACCUCCGCAUUCUCUCGCCAGGAAACGUUCCAAGAGCCUUGGUUUCUCGCAAUACGACAAAUAUCUGUCACAGAUAGAUCCCAACAUACACCAGCCUAAAAUCCAAAAGGCAUCCCCGUCCCUCGUCCACGACACGUCGACGCACAGCUUGUUCAGUGUGACAUCCCGGAGGAGCUAUUUCAGCAUCAAAGAGGGCAUCCGGAAGAUACGACGCAGGAGGAAGUCCGGGAUACUGGAGUCGACCAUUUCUUGCAUAUGCUGCCGUGACGAUUUCAACAGGACGAGCGUCCUGCAUAGCCUGCCUUGCGGCCACACGUACUGCGCUGAAUGUCUCGGCAUAGUGAUUCAGCAGUCGACGACUGACGAAUCCAAGAUGCCGCCGCGAUGCUGCACGCAGCCGAUCCCGGGCUCCAUCAUUCAGAAGAUCCUCGAUCGGGAGGAGCAGCACGUUUUCCUAAAAGCAGUUUUGCAAUUCAGCACGCCUUGGGAAGCUAGGAUCUUUUGCCCAAACACAGCCUGCGGUGAAUUUAUCCCCCCUCGCAACCGAAUCGACCCCAAGCACCCUUUCGACGUGGUGUGUCGCAAAUGCCGGGCACGAGUCUGCGUGAUGUGCAAACGCAAUGCCCAUCCUGUUGGCAAGGAUUGUCCGUCCGAUUGGGAAUUGGAAGCCGUGCUAAAGAUGGGCGAGAAAUCGGGCUGGCGAAGGUGCUACAAGUGCCGGACAUUGGUUGAGUUGAGCCAAGGCUGCACACACAUGACCUGCAGAUGCAAGGCCCAAUUUUGCUACAUCUGCGGAGCCAUCUGGGAUCCAUCCGUGGGCUGUCCCAACUUCUGCAACGGCGACGAAGAAUUGGAAAGAAGGAGGGUGGAAGAAGAGGCUAGGAACGCCGAACUCGAGGCAGAAAAGGCUGCUCAAGAAGCUGCCGCUGCCGCCGAAGCCGCCGAAAAGAUCGAGGCCGAAGGUCGUACCCGAGUCAGCCCGCAGUUUGCCAGGUUGCAGGGUGAAAUGUGCGAAGAGCUGGUCCGAUUCCGCAAUUAUACGAGGAAGAUGAAAUGGGUCAUGUGGACACGGCAAGCCGAGAGAAAGCAGGCACUUGCCGAUAGGUAUUCGGACCAAAUCGACAAGAUGAAGGAACGCCACGCGAAGACAGCCGCCCACUUGGAGGAGCGUCAGAUCGAAGCCGAGAUGGAUCUGAGGUCAACCCUUGACCAAAGCGAGAAGAGCGUCAAGAUUCGACUGAAGCAUAUGGAGGCCUACUGUGACGGGCUUGGUCGCACCUCGAAUUCCGACCUGCCGCCCAGAGUCGUGACGGAGAGGGAUCUUCGCCUACUGGGGCAACAGUACAACGUGCGAGACGGCAUGGAGCGUUUGCACCAGGCGAAAAUCAACGUCUUGCGAGACCGGCAGACCAAACGCAUGGAAGAACUUUUGGAACGGCAGGAGCACGAGCUCGAGAGACUGACCGACAGGAAGGAACAGGACAUAGAGAACCUGGCAACGGAUUUUGCACAGGAAGAAGAUACCCUGGUCAAGAUUAUCAAUGACCGCAAACAGAGGCUGCAACGACGUUGGCUGAUGGCGAUCGAAAUCCUACGGAAGGAGCUCGAGGACCAAACUGGAGAUAAAUACGCGUCUCCCGUACUGCCAGCGUGGCCCGACGACAACGAGACGCAGGACGAGAUCCUGGCAUCACUGCCCAACUCUCCUGCAAGCGAGGACUAAUUUAGCUGCCGCCGACCCAGGUCGACGCUUGCCUCCAAUUCUCACGGCAUCACUUGCAACCAUAUUGCCUUUGGCUUCACGCGUUUCGCGCACAGAUACCUAGGAUGACGGUGUUUAUAAGGAGUUUGGAGGGACAUACCAGGCAUGGAUACCACUCAUUGGGAUUUUACAUCUGCACUAGCAGCAUUUUUUGGUAGAGAGGUUUGCUCAAACCGUCAAGCUGAAGAGCUUUUGACCUGUCCCGGGCUCGUUUUCACGAUUACGAACGGAGAACGGACAGGUGGCAGCAUCUCAAGACAAAACGCGAGCGGAUCAUAUAGUGCUGGCUAGUAGCGAACGCGAUGGAGACCAGAUACGAAUGGACGAUUUAUUCUGACA